AUGGCAUCACACCGGGAAAAGAGUCAUUCUCUGCAGCAUCACGCCGCUGCCGCUGCUGUCAAGGCUGUGCCGCCCCAUCACCACGCUGAUGCUGUGACUGCACUCCACACUGCUGCCCACCAUGCCACCGCCGCCACCAUUGUAGGCACUGCGGCACUGCCAUGCUGCCGGUGCUGCGGGAAGCCCAGGGAGGAGGAGGCGUCUGUGAGUGAGAAUGGCAUUGACUGCCAGCAACGGCGUGACACAUCCAUGCUCGCGCUCCUCCUGCCUAUGCUGCCCGUGCUGCGUGUGCUACCUAUGCUGCCUGUUCCUGCUUGUCCCCCAAACCCCCCUUCCCCUCCCCACCCCUUCGCAUGCUCCCACCUCUGCUCCGCCUGUGUUUCCACAACUGCUCUCGCCCAUGCUGCCCCCAAGUCGUCCCUUUGGGGUCGCUCAGCAGAGGAGUUGGUGCUGAGGAGGAGUAGGGGAGGCAAGGCGAGGCGUGCGGAGGAGGGGCUGGGAACGGACCUCACCCACCCCCACUCUCCACCUCACCCACUUCUCUUCCCCGCUGUCCACGCCCAGCGCCCCCAGCUCGUCCAUCAGCCACCGCCGUGCCCUCUCGCCCCCACUUCUCUUCGCCGUGGUCGCCACCCGUCCCGUGCCCUCUCGCCCUCCCCUUGCUCGGAGAAGUUCAGUCUGGAGAGGGGGAACCAGGGGCGGAUGGGGUGGAAAGCAAGCAGGAGAGGGGGAACCAGGGGUGGAUGGGGUGGAAAGCAAGCAGGAGAGGGGGAACCAGGGGCGGAUGGGGUGGAAAGCAACCAGGAGAGGGGGAACCAGGGGCGGAUGGGGUGGAAAGCAAGCAGGAGAGAGGGAGCCAGGGGUGGAUGGGGUGGAAAGCAAGCAGGAGAGAGGGAACCAGGGGCGGAUGGGGUGGAAAGCAAGCAGGAGAGGGGGAACCAGGGGCGGAUGGGGUGGAAAGGAAGCAGGAGAGGGGGAAGCAGGGGCGGAUGGGGUGGAAAGCAAGCAGGAGAGAAGGAACCAGGGGCGGAUGGGGUGGAAAGCAAGCAGGAGAGGGGGAACCAGGGGCGGAUGGGGUGGAAAGCAAGCAGGAGAGGGGGAACCAGGGGCGGAUGGGGUGGAAAGCAAGCAGGAGAGGGGGAACCAGGGGCGGAUGGGGUGGAAAGCAAGCAGGAGAGGGGGAACCAGGGGUGGAUGGGGUGGAAAGCAAGCAGGAGAGGGGGAAGCAGGGGCGGAUGGGGUGGAAAGCAAGCAGGAGAGGGGGAAGCAGGGGCGGAUGGGGUGGAAAGCAAGCAGGAGAGGGGGAACCAGGGGCGGAUGGGGUGGAAAGCAAGCAGGAGAGGGGGAACCAGGGGUGGAUGGGGUGGAAAGCAAGCAGGAGAGGGGGAACCAGGGGCGGAUGGGGUGGAAAUCAAGCAGGAGAGGGGGGAACCAGGGGCGGAUGGGGUGGAAAGCAAGCAGGAGAGAGGGAACCAGGGGCGGAUGGGGUGGAAAGCAAGCAGGAGAGAGGGAACCAGGGGCGGAUGGGGUGGAAAGCAAGCAGGAGAGAGGGAACCAGGGGCGGAUGGGGUGGAAAGCAAGCAGGAGAGGGGGAACCAGGGGCGGAUGGGGUGGAACGCAAGCAGGAGAGGGGGAACCAGGGGUGGAUGGGGUGGAAAGCAGGCAGGAGAGGGGGAACCAGGGGCGGAUGGGGUGGAAAGCAAGCAAGGGAUGGGGAACCAGGGGCGGAUGGGGUGGAAAGCAAGCAGGAGAGGGGGAACCAGGGGUGGAUGGGGUGGAAUGCAAGCAGGAGAGGGGAAUGCACCUGCAAGACUUGCGUGUUGA
This is a messenger RNA of Closterium sp. NIES-65, 1824 nucleotides long. Lineage: Eukaryota; Viridiplantae; Streptophyta; Zygnematophyceae; Desmidiales; Closteriaceae. The record is from the annotation of a GenBank genome assembly.